Messenger RNA from Varanus komodoensis (Komodo dragon), 2308 nucleotides. It is a transcript of the gene UBR7, whose product is annotated as ubiquitin protein ligase E3 component n-recognin 7. The coding region runs from base 136 to 1437 and encodes 433 amino acids. The transcript is spliced from 11 exons. The record is from RefSeq and is a predicted model, not a curated record. NCBI's taxonomy places the organism in Eukaryota, Metazoa, Chordata, Lepidosauria, Squamata, Varanidae. Gene Ontology annotation, molecular function: ubiquitin protein ligase activity; zinc ion binding. Gene Ontology annotation, cellular component: cytoplasm.
UGCCGUAGAGCGGUUUCUCCUUUUCCGCUUCCGGCGCGUGAGGGGCGCACUCUGGUGGCGAUUUGGUGUUUUCCCGCCUUUUCUUCCUCUCUUUCGUCGGUGCUGUCGAUACGGCGGGCUGAGGGAACCGAUUGUAUGAGUGCAAUGGAGAAGGAGGCGGCGGCGACUGCUAGUCCGGGCCUGUCUGGUGGCGGGGACGACGACAGCCACGACGACCGCCAUGCCGCUGGCGGCGAGGAAGGGGAGAGGAGCGCGGAGGAGCCUGUGGUGUCGCUAGCCGAGGUGCUGGCCGAGAACGAGGAGCUCGAAAAGGAGGCGCGCGCCGUCCUCGGCGGCAGCGACCACGAGCGCUGCAGUUACUCGCAGGGUGCUGUAAAGAGACAAGCUUUGUAUGCCUGCAGUACAUGUACACCACCAGGAGAAGAACCAGCAGGGAUAUGUUUAGCAUGCAGCUAUGAAUGUCAUGGCACCCACAAAUUAUUUGAAUUGUACACAAAAAGAAACUUUCGUUGUGAUUGUGGAAACAGCAAAUUCAGAAAUUUGCAAUGCAAACUACUUCCUGAAAAAGCAGCGGUGAAUCCAACAAAUAAAUAUAAUGAUAACUUUUAUGGCUUAUACUGUGUUUGUAAAAGGCCUUAUCCAGAUCCUGAUGAUGAGAUUCCAGAUGAAAUGAUCCAGUGCAUAGUUUGUGAAGAUUGGUUUCAUGGAAGGCAUCUUGGUGCACUCCCUCCAGAUAGUGGUGACUUUCAUGAAAUGGUGUGUCAGACUUGCAUGGAUCGCUGUCCUUUCCUCUGGGCAUAUGCCUCACAGUUAGCAGUUCCCACUGUGAGCAAAGUCACUCCUGCAGCUGAAGAUGGAUUAAUGCUGAACGUUGAAGAAACUGAUGAUAUAAAAAAAGAAAAUGGUACUGAUCAUCAAACAAAAACUGAGGAAGACCAGAUAUCACAAAACAAUGAACCAUCCACUAGCUCUGGGUCUGAAUGUUCUGAGAAAAUUACAAAUGAAGCACCCCCCUGCAAGCUGCAAGAGCUGCAAGUGAAGCAGUACCUGAAGAAAAACACAGCUACUUUCUGGCCACACAACUGGCGGAACAAAUUGUGUACCUGCAAGGAGUGUGAGAAAAUGUACUCUGAACUUGAAGUCCCAUUCCUGACAGAUGAGUAUGAUACAGUCUUGGCUUAUGAGAAUAAAGGAACAAGUGACCAGGAAGCAGACAGGAGAGAUCCUCUAAUGGACACACUGAGCAGCAUGGAUAGGGUCCAGCAGGUAGAGCUCAUUUGUGAAUACAAUGACCUGAAAACAGAAUUGAAAGACUAUUUGAGAAGAUUUGCAGAUGAAGGAACAGUUGUUAAGAGAGAGGAUAUUCAGCAGUUCUUUGAAGAAUUCCAGUCUCGAAAGAGGAGGAGGACAGACCGGAUGCAGUACUACUGUAGUUAGAUUAUCUUGGAAGUCUAAAGACAAACUUUUUCUCUGUUAGCUUUUUCUUCUUCCUUCCCAGUUUAAUGCAACCAUGUUCAUCUUGGCUUCUGUCCUGCAAGACAGUGCUUUUUAGUUUGCAGCCUAAACAUAUGCUCUAAUUGUAUGACAGCUCUGCUGAAAAGUAGUAAGAUCAUGAAUUUACAGAAUGUCACUUACUUUGUGUGGAAGAAUGGUGAGGUGUUUGAAGUUUAUACUUGAGAGGAUUAGCAAGCGUCCUAAGCUGCUAUAGGUAAUGAAGAUUUUUUCAUGUGAUUAAGAUGAAUAAAACUGGUUCAGUGUUCAGGCUCAGGGUACUCUUUUUGAUAAAGAUCUGUUUUUUAGUGCAAGAGUUCAUACUGGCUUGGUGUAAGUAUAUGACCUUAAUUUUUGAUACAAAGCAGGUUCUGUUGCCUAUUGCUUGUUAAAGGCCUCACAGGACCAGAACGUAAAUCUCGGAACUUGUUCAAGUAUAACUUCUAGCUAAAAUUAGAAGUGAAUGACUAUCCUUUUUGAGACAGGAGUGCAUAUCUCAGAUGGAAUAAACUAUUGUACAGAAUUUUGUAGUGAAGUUACUGCCUAUGUGUUAAUUUCCUGCCCACAUAACAUGUAAAUAAAAUGCUCUUUGCUGGGUGGUAUACUUAGCUAAUAACUUUUUUUUAGAAUGCAAAGAAUCUCAAAGCUUGCAUAAUAGAGCUGCUUUUUUAGUUUGUAAAUGUUGAAGGGGAUUAGCCUACAAUGCUGUUUACCAAACUGUAAAAUAAGAUGUUGUGACCUUUUGUAAUCACUUUAGAUAAUAAACCUGAGCCAACAAUACUGCUGAUGGUUUUUAAACCAAAUUUCAGAAGCAAAA